AAUGUACUGCUUUGCUUUCUUACUGCAAACAAAUACUCUCCCUCACUCCCAAGUCCCCUUCCCCUUCCCCAUCCCCUUCCCCACACACUCACUACUCAUUACCUUUUUUUCUCAAUCUCGCCGCGAAUUCCUCCCCCUUCCCUUAAAUCAAAUCUGAUUUUGUCUUGUCCGGAUUCUCUCUUCUUCUUUUGACCGCCAAGAUUGGGCUACUCUUCUCUCGUUUUUCAGGGAAUGCACACGCUCUCGGGGGCAAGGCCAACUCCAACUCCAACUCCUCGCUCAGAAUGUUGGGAUUUUUAGUUAGAAAAGAUGUCAGAAAAAUUCUCAAGCGCAAGGACAGUGAUGCUGGCGAAAGAGGAAGAGCCUUGGAGGAGCUACGGGCUUCCAUGUUCAACAGAUUACGGUCAUUCGGGGGAUCCAAACGUCAACAGCAAUCACUUUGGAGGCCAACUAUUGCUCUUACAUUUAAUUUUUUGGUUUCUGUCGGUAUUAUCUUGAUGAACAAACUGGUACUCGUAAAUGUUGGGUUUAAUUAUCCAAUUUUCUUAACUUUUAUUCACUAUGUAUGUAGUUGGUUAAUAAUGGCACUUUUAAAAGCCCUAUCUAUCCUCUCUUUAUCUUCUCCACCAAAGCCCACAAAAUAUUCUUCAUUGUUGUCACUCGGUAUAGUUAUGUCGCUCUCCACUGGCCUCGCGAAUGUUAGCUUAAAAUAUAAUAGCGUCGGGUUUUAUCAGAUGGCCAAGAUUGCUGUGACCCCUGCUAUUGUUUUAGCUGAGUUCAUUCUCUUCAGUAAAAAAAUUUCGACUCGAAAGGUGAUUGCACUUACUGUAGUAUCGAUUGGCGUUGCUGUCGCCACGGUGACUGAUCUCCAGUUUCAUUUUUUCGGUGCUUGUGUGGCGGUAGCGUGGAUUGUGCCAAGCGCUGUUAAUAAAAUAUUGUGGUCUAAUCUCCAGCAACAAGACAAUUGGACUGCUCUCGCCUUAAUGUGGAAGACCACACCUAUUACAUUGUUUUUCUUGGUGAUGUUGAUGCCAUCGCUGGACCCUCCCGGUGUUCUUUCUUUUGAUUGGAAUCUCUACAAUUGUGCUACUAUCGGUGGUUCGGCUGUUUUGGGCUUCUUGCUUCAGUGGUCCGGUGCUCUAGCUCUCGGGGCAACCUCUGCGACGACCCACGUUGUCCUCGGACAGUUCAAGACAUGCGUCAUUCUUCUGGGAGGGUUUUUUCUGUUCGGGUCGAACCCGGGGCGGACAAGCAUUCUGGGAGCAGGGACGGCGCUGGCUGGAAUGUCGUUCUACACGUACCUGAACUUGCAGUCGAGCAAGGCGAUGUUGUCGACGCUGCCGCUGUCCAAGUCGAAGCUGAGCAGAGAGAAUGGAGAUGGUGAAGAGGAGCACAGUUGAAACCUCAAUAGACCUCUCCUCUCCUGCUAAGUGCUAACUAUUCAAUAAAUUUAUUGAUUAACAGAUGUAUCUGCUGUGCUGUUGUGUGCAAGUCUUAGUUUUAGAGUUAGUAUUAGUUUUUGGUUGAUUUUAUUGUGUAAUUCCAAUGUUCCAUAUCGUAAUUAUUAUUAAUUUUGUAACUGAUUCUGUAUUAUUGGGUUUCUUUUCUUAUCACUUCUCGUGCCUGUAUUCUUGCUCUAA
Andrographis paniculata is the source of this 1640-nucleotide messenger RNA. RefSeq lists its product as uncharacterized. The coding region runs from base 285 to 1400 and encodes 371 amino acids. The transcript has 7 exons. The record is from RefSeq and is a predicted model, not a curated record. NCBI's taxonomy places the organism in Eukaryota, Viridiplantae, Streptophyta, Magnoliopsida, Lamiales, Acanthaceae. Gene Ontology annotation, cellular component: Golgi apparatus. Gene Ontology annotation, molecular function: antiporter activity; UDP-xylose transmembrane transporter activity.